This is a messenger RNA of Tarenaya hassleriana, 865 nucleotides long. Its product is annotated as probable CDP-diacylglycerol--inositol 3-phosphatidyltransferase 2. The record is from RefSeq and is a predicted model, not a curated record. The transcript has 6 exons. Lineage: Eukaryota; Viridiplantae; Streptophyta; Magnoliopsida; Brassicales; Cleomaceae. Bases 338 to 652 code for a protein of 104 amino acids.
AACGUUUCCUAUAAUCUUUCUUCCACUGACGCGAAUCCGAUCCGAUUUGUUUUUUUUUUUCUUCUAGAUCUAGUAACUGCGGUCUCCCUCCAACUCUGAUUAGUUCCAGGAAUUGAUUAGUCUCGAUUUCUCUGCUCUUCAUCCCGUGUACUAGUUUCUUCGAUUGAGUGAUCUUUUCCCCUUUCUCCGGUGAAGUCUCUGAUGCUAAGGCGAAACCGAGACCAGCGAAGUUGUCUCUCUACCUUCACAUUCCCAAUAUCGUUGGGUGCAUGAGAGUUCUCUCGAACUGUGUUGCCUUUUCCAUGUGCUUUUCGGACAAGACGCUUUUCUCGCUGCUAUGUUUCUUCAGAUGUACAGGACAUUUCUGUCAGGGAAGACCAGUCGUAAGGACGUCAAAGACAGCACGAGCUGGCUUUUUAAACUCUACUAUGGGAGAAUCGGUUGUUUUAUGGGUUAUUGUUGCAUCUCUUGUCUUAGUUACUUCACUGAUCCAGAUUUCGCCACUCUCUGUUCUUCUGGCUUUGAGCUUGUUCGGUUGGGCAAUCAAGCAGACGUCAAUGUCAUUCGGAUGAAAACAGCUGCGGACAUUUGCGGUUAUUCAUGGUAUCGAGAAGAAGCAGAAGCCCUGAUAUUAACAAGCUCACUUGUCUGAACCCUGAAAGUUUUUUUGUGUGCAACGCCUACGUUGUGCUUGAGUACAUAUACGGCCGGGUCUCCUUUUGACCUGUCCUGGGUGUAUAGAUAAACCUUGCCUUUUGUUUCCUUUGACGAUGGAGUUAUUGGUAGUCUCUUCUUUCAUCUGGUAGUGUUGGUAUAAUUUGGUUUGUAAGCCUGAACUGAUUUACAACUUAGGCAUGUCGCAUUC